AUGGAAUUAACUAAUCAAGAAGACAUGGUAAAUGAGCUAUAUAAUAGCAAUACUGAAGAUAAACUGGACGUUAGCAUUGAAAACGAAGAUGAGGAAAAUGAUGAGAAUGAUAGUGGAUGGAAUGAUAUGGAGAGUGAAAUUAAAGAACUUAACUUGGCAUGGAAAAAUGAUAGUCAAUUCGAAAAAACAAAACAGGGCCCGUAUAUGAAGAGCAAGACACCAAAGUCAACUUAUUAUGAUAAGUACAGGCCAACCGGUAUUUUUACUAAAGCAGCAGUUGGUACAAAAAAAAUUACUAGCUUUUUUACAAGUUCACAACCAUUAGACCCAAACAACUUAGAAGAAAUCUCUGAUGACUCAGAUAGUGAACCUAACUCAUAUACUUUUAUGAUAAAUAGAAAAGCAAAUGAUUUAAAAAAGCAGUUAGAACAAAACCAUAAUAAACUAAUGGUUAAAGAAUACAAUUACAAAAGAGCUAUUUUUGAAUACUUUAUUUUAUUAAGUAAAAAUAAUGGACAUGGAAAAAUUAAAGCUAGCUUGGAUGUUGCUCGUAAGGUCUUUAUUGAUGGUAAUGUGUGGAAAGCUCAAAAAAUUCGGUAUCUUAUGAAGUAUUGGUUACUUAACGAUAAGCUCCCACUAUCUAGACAUGGAAAACACCAAAAAACAAUUAAAAUAAUUGACGAUGAAGAUAUUGGAGACAAAUGUCAUAUUUGGAUUAGAAGCCAAAACUUUAAGGAUUUAUAA
Messenger RNA from Dentiscutata erythropus, 744 nucleotides. The record is from the annotation of a GenBank genome assembly. Lineage: Eukaryota; Fungi; Glomeromycota; Glomeromycetes; Diversisporales; Gigasporaceae.